Messenger RNA from Zeugodacus cucurbitae (melon fly), 950 nucleotides. It is a transcript of the gene Ski6, whose product is annotated as exosome complex component RRP41. NCBI's taxonomy places the organism in Eukaryota, Metazoa, Arthropoda, Insecta, Diptera, Tephritidae. The coding region runs from base 118 to 867 and encodes 249 amino acids. The transcript has a single exon. Gene Ontology annotation, cellular component: nuclear exosome (RNase complex); cytoplasmic exosome (RNase complex); nucleolus. Gene Ontology annotation, biological process: U4 snRNA 3'-end processing; nuclear mRNA surveillance; rRNA catabolic process. The record is from RefSeq and is a predicted model, not a curated record.
ACAAAACGAAAUAAAUUUGACAUUUCGAUAAUUAAAUAAAUCUCGUGUAUUUCUAACACAAAACAAACACCAGUUUUUUGCGUUUAAAUAAUAAAGUUUUAAUUACUUUAGAAAGAAAUGUCUAAUUUUGAAUUGCUUAGCGAGCAGGGUUUACGCCUAGAUGGUCGUCGACCACAUGAACUUCGUUGCAUCAAGUGUAAACUUGGUGUAUUUGAGCAACCUGAUGGUAGUGCCUAUUUGGAACAAGGCAAUACAAAAGUGCUCGCCGCUGUUUAUGGCCCACAUCAGGCACAGAGUAACAAACUGGACCUUAAUGAAGUGUUUAUAAAUUGUCAAUAUAGUAUGGCGACAUUUUCUACAGCCGAACGGAAGAAUCGACCACGUGGAGAUCGUAAAUCUCAAGAGAUCACACUUUACCUACGCCAAGCACUUAGGGCUGCCAUAAAGACUGAACUAUAUCCACGCUCACAAAUUGAUGUGUUCGUGGAAGUGUUACAAGCUGAUGGCGCUAAUUACGCUGUUGCUUUAAAUGCCGCCACACUUGCGCUUGUUGAUGCUGGCAUUUGUCUGAAGGAAUACGUUGUGGCAUGCACGGCAUCAUUGAGUAAAAAUAACAUACCACUUACGGAUGUCUCACACGUGGAAGAGAUGUCGGGUGGACCCACAUUAACGGUCGCAUCGUUGCCGACAUCUAACAAGAUCGCAUUCAUGGAGAUGUCACAACGCUUUCAUCUCGAUAAUUUACCAGCUGUCAUGGAGCAGGCGUUGAACGGUUGCCGUGAAAUUCAAGCGAUAAUGGAAAAAGAAGUGCGGAAGCAUCUAAUGCAAAUGGGUUCUGCCGGAGAUUGGAGUAAUAUAGCUAAAUAAGUUGAAAGCCAAUUUAAUUGCAAUGUUGCAUAAAAUUAAAUAAUUUAGUUUAUGAAAUUAAAAUUAUUUUUGAUAGAUAUUUA